Cynoglossus semilaevis (tongue sole) is the source of this 2422-nucleotide messenger RNA. RefSeq names its product engrailed homeobox 2a (gene en2a). Gene Ontology annotation, biological process: regulation of transcription by RNA polymerase II; neuron differentiation; multicellular organism development. The record is from RefSeq and is a predicted model, not a curated record. Gene Ontology annotation, cellular component: nucleus. Lineage: Eukaryota; Metazoa; Chordata; Actinopteri; Pleuronectiformes; Cynoglossidae. The annotation marks the transcript as partial. Gene Ontology annotation, molecular function: DNA-binding transcription factor activity, RNA polymerase II-specific; RNA polymerase II cis-regulatory region sequence-specific DNA binding. The transcript has 3 exons.
CGGGCGGCCAAACCAACAGACCCCUCCCUGCCGCUGCUCCAGGCGCCGGGCAACCUGCAGCUGCCUCACCGGGUCACCAACUUCUUCAUCGACAACAUCUUGCGCCCAGAUUUCGGGAAAAGAAAGGACGGGAGCGCCAGCAGAGACGAGGGCAGCCUCGCGUCCAGAGAGAGCCACAACAGCCCGGCGACUGCGCCCCAGAGCGAGGCGGUGGGCAGCACGGUGCCGGCCGAGGGCACCUCCACCCCGCACACCGUCAACGCGGCCAAGAAAGCCGCCUUAGAGGCGGAGGAGCCGCUGAAAGGCCGCGGGGAGAGCGGGGAGCAGUGCCUCAGCACGGACUCGGACAGUUCCCAGGCCAGCUCCAACCCUCAGAAGUCCUCUCAGCCACUGCUGUGGCCCGCCUGGGUCUACUGCACCAGAUACUCGGACAGGCCUUCGUCAGUCAAACGUCACCAGGACUGCAAAGAGGACAAGCGACCACGCACGGCCUUCACCGCGGAGCAGCUGCAAAGACUCAAGACUGAGUUCCAGACCAAUCGGUACCUGACGGAGCAGAGGCGCCAGAACCUGGCGCAGGAGCUGGGCCUGAACGAGUCCCAGAUCAAGAUCUGGUUUCAGAACAAGAGGGCCAAGAUCAAGAAGGCCAACGGUACUAAGAACUCUCUGGCUUUGCACCUGAUGGCACAGGGACUGUACAAUCACGCCACCGUGUCGUCGAAGGACGAAAAAUCCGACAGUGAUUGAGUUCUUACUUAUGAUUGGUUGGGUUUCAGUGACGUCAUAGCCUCCAGACGAAAAAGAAGCUACAGUAAUCCUAUAUCCGUUCUACUUUUAUUUGACAGAUGUCAUCAGAGUAUUUAUCAACACUACAGCAGUAUUAAAGUACUACAAAUGUCUAUCACUACACUGAAUGUUGACCCCCGACCCCCGACCCCCGGGUCUAUUAAAAUACUCCACAAGGUCACAGGACAGAGCACCAGUCUCCAUGUUCCUACAGGAAGGUUCUGGUGGUUUUUGGAGGUUUCAGCCGACAAUGCAAUAAUCCCACAGAUUAAAGGGCCAGUGUACAGAGAAUACCAGCAUAAAAAUCCUUUUUAAAAAUGUUAGAGACAUCUCUGCAAUAUCACGUCUAUGAAUGAAAAGAUGAAGUUGUAUAAAGGUUUCUUCUCCUCCUCCCCGCUGCUCCACCCAGCUCCUGCAGGAGGACGCAGCACCACCUGCUCCACACCCUCCAAUCCCGACCGUCUAUUUUCCUACAUUAGCCCUCAGUGCGACGACAGAACCAACGAUUGUCCCAGCGCCUGACCGUCCACCCGUCAGAGACUGAAGUCAAAAAGUCCAAAGAAUGAUUCCUCUGCUGCAUCCAGGCUACUGUGAACUCAAACCUUACAUUUUUCUUGCCUGUAAAAACACGGACGUGUGGAGGGAAGUUUCUUACUAACGAAUUGGGCAGAAGUUUUAUAUAAAAAUGUAGAAAAUGUCUGUUUUUCCUAACAAAAAAAGAAAAAGAAAAAAAAAGGACCUUGUUGAUGUCUGUGCUGUGUCGGAGCAGCUAAUGUCAGUUUAACAGCAAUACCAGAGCUGGGACGCUGCCUCCACCGUCACAGGACGACCACCACGGUGUCAGACCUGAGCAGACAUUCGACCACAUGUUCAUCUACGGCUGCAGCAGACGGUGGCACGGUGGCUCAGUGGCACGGUGUCACGGGUGUGUGCAGACGGAGGACUUCAUAUGUGUAUUUAUAUAGAUUCUAUUGAGAAAAGAAAUCUAUCCAAUGACCAGUGUUGCUUUAGAGUAGAAGUCUGAGGUGUUUACACUGCUUGUUUAUCUUGCAAUAACUUUGUCUGUUUUUUCUUUUCUUUUCUCCGUUGUUUGUGAAUGAACCUUUCUUUACGGGGCCUUUGCAUGAAAGCUGCAAUUUGUGGACAAAUAACUGUGUUUCUGAGCCUCCCUGGAGCGGAGGUGGACGCAGCUGCGUCUGUGACUGUAUCCAUACCAAACUGUGGACCCUUUGACUUUCUUUGUUCUUUUCCUUUUCUUGUUGUUGUGUACCUGCAAAAAGUGUGUGUGAAUUCAAAUCCACCAAACCGAGAACACACUUUGCCUUAAAAGUUCGGAGCGUGAACUUUUCUAUCAAACAGAACUGUGCCGAGAAUCAGAGAAGCAGUACGACUCCAGCUGAAUGCCUUCUAUGAAAACUGCUGGUACGACAUUAUGAAUCUACUCAUCAGCGUAUAUCUAUCUAUAUAUGUUUAAAUAAAAAUGACAACACAGAGUUGUAGAAUACAAUGCUAUUUUUUAUUUUAUGUUUGCGGAGUAUUCUUUGGUAUAAAUGUACAUAGUUUGUAUGAUCCUGUAUUAAUGGUGUAAUUAACUGGAAACUGCAAAAGAAGAAGAGUGAAUAAAGGCUGAAGAUUA